GCCCAGUAUAUAAAGGACCGGGGAGGUGUGUUGGGUGCACACUUCCUCUCUCCCAGCCACUAGAAUGCGCCUCUUGCUGGUGUUCGCAGUGGUUGUAGCUGCAGCUGCAGCUCAAAUCAAUCAAAGAAGACCCGGCCAAACUAACAAUCGCGUGCAUAACAACCAAAGACCACACAAUCAACAACCCCAGAAUCAACAACAACCCCCACAAAAGGCAGACAGUCAAAAAGGCACACUCCUGUCCCUCCCUGAACCCCAACUCUGUGCUUCCCGACCUAAGCAGUGGAAUUUCAACGGACACAAUUACUUCUUCUCGUGGGACAAUGAGGGAGAAGGUUUCUACGAGCUCGCAGGAGAAACCCAAGGCAGAAAGGUAAACUGGUUGGAAGCUCGUAACGAAUGUCGACGCCGCUGUAUGGACGCCGUCAGCAUGGAGACAGAAGCCGAGAACAACAUGAUAUUCCAGUUCAUACAAGACCGUAACCUCUCUUACAUCUGGACAUCUGGUCGCCUGUGUGACUUCACUGGGUGUUCUGAACGAAAAGACCUUCAUCCUAUCAACAUUUAUGGUUGGUUCUGGUCCAACACCAACACCAAGAUGGCCCCCACUAACUCCACUCCCCCUGGCUGGGCCGCUCAGCCGUGGAGCCCCGCGGGCCACACUGGCGGACCCCAGCCUGACAACGCUGAGUAUGAUAUCAACCAGACGUCCGAGUCCUGCCUGGGCGUCCUAAAUAAUAUUUACAAAGAUGGCAUUAAGUGGCACGAUAUUGCGUGCUACCACAAGAAGCCAUUUGUGUGUGAAGACAGUGAUGCCCUUCUGGACUAUGUUAAAGGAACCAACCCAACUAUCAUUUUGUAAGCUGCUGACAGCGAUACUCCAUUGUUUACCUUGUCACGAGAGACACACGGCAAUGUAACGAUUAAUCAAAAACUAAGAAACGACAGCCAAAUUCAAAAGACCGAAUUGAAGCGUUUUUAAAUAACUAUUCCAAACUAUGUAAAAUUUACUGCAACUUAUUAAUGUCACUCUGUUAGGUUUAGUGAACCUAAGCUUCACCGCCAGUGAGAAAUUUAUCAACGUGAUGUAUUUUGUGGCUGUAUGACAACUAGAGUAAUACAGUAGCUUGUAACUUACAAUCCAUACAAAGCUUUUGGAGAUAUAUGUCUGUCAGUUGCAUGUGCCAUUCACAAAAUUUUGUAUUUAUCGAAAAAAGGUAAUAUAUAUAUAUAUAUAUAUAUAUAUAUAUAUAUAUAUAUAUAUAUAUAUAUAUAUAUAUAUAUAUAUAUACGGUAUAGCCCAAAAGUGAAGAGAGUGACUUGGUGACAAUCUACAGAGCCUUUUCACCUAAUGGAUGAUGAAUUCAUCAAGUGAUUAAAACCCAUCUACUGUACAGUAGUAGAUUACGCUUUCAUCUAGUAGGUGACGCUAUCAACUAGUAGGUGAAACAUUAAUAAGGUGGUUGUUCCAUAAGACCAAUGUUGUUGAAGUAGUUUGCUCUUCUUUACUGUCCUGAACACUAGUAUUUAUUAUGUGAUACAAUACAAUAUUACUAUAAUUAUGUUGUGUACAAUAAAACAAGUUAUAUA
Homarus americanus (American lobster) is the source of this 1590-nucleotide messenger RNA. RefSeq lists its product as uncharacterized. The record is from RefSeq and is a predicted model, not a curated record. The transcript has 4 exons. Lineage: Eukaryota; Metazoa; Arthropoda; Malacostraca; Decapoda; Nephropidae. The coding region runs from base 65 to 862 and encodes 265 amino acids.